Toxotes jaculatrix (banded archerfish) is the source of this 3057-nucleotide messenger RNA. RefSeq lists its product as uncharacterized. The record is from RefSeq and is a predicted model, not a curated record. The transcript is spliced from 5 exons. Lineage: Eukaryota; Metazoa; Chordata; Actinopteri; Toxotidae. The coding region runs from base 85 to 1647 and encodes 520 amino acids.
CUGAGAACAGAAGGAAUUAAAACGUGACGCUGGCCUGCUGUACCCAGUUCACUGUGCUGUCAUCUGUGAGCUGAAUGACCAACAAUGAACCGAUCUGACACUGUAAUCACUUCUCUUGAUCAUACUGGCACCCAGUGUGCUUCCAAAUAUCAGCCGAAUCUUCGGAUGCCUCAUGAUGGACAGGACCACAGCAGGGUCAACAGAGGCAUCAGACUGCCUUCCUGUGUUAGCUCUGGGUUGGCAUCAGUUAUUUCCAUAUUUUGCAUUGGGCUGGUGUCGGGAGCUGCAGGAGGUCUGCUGCUGGGAGCGACAGCCGUCGUUGUGCUUCAGUCCCUGGAGCUUCUGGCUGACAACAGGCUGCUCAUGGAUCAGUUAGAAAACUACAUUAUGGGUGAUGAUUAUUAUUUGGAAAGAGAAGCCAAAAAAAUUUUACAAUGGGAAACUUACAACCAAGUGCAUGAUAUUCACAUAUCCAUAUUUGCAGAGCUGUUUGGUGUGUUUUCCUCAGCUCUGUCAUUACCUGUAGGCAUCUUUGUUGGAUUCUCAACAUAUCAACUGAUUAUUAAAAAAUGGGCAGUGGGAAAGGCGUUUGCUUUGGCUGGACCGGUGUGUCUAAUGGGUGUCACCUCAACUGGAUACUUAUUGGGUCUAUUUUUUGAAAGUUUUCUAUCGAUUACUUUAAAUGUUAGUAUUUUAAUAUGGUUUAUUGUUUCAGCAACAGUAGUAAUAGUGGUUCCAGUCACCAUUGAACACUGCUUCAGGUUACACUCUUCUUAUAUGGAUGUAUUGGGAGGUGGGCUUUUGACACCAGGCGCUGCAUUAAUUGUGUUUGUAACAAGUUUUUUGUCAGAAAUGAGGUUAAUUCUUGCAAGUGUUUUGAUUCCUGCGAUAAUAUUUCUACGAGAACUUGAAAAAUCACAUUCCUUCAAACUAACCGUUACACCCAUCCCACUGAUGUUGAUCAUUACUGACGUAUUUCAUAUUGCAAGGCAGCCAAUAGUCACCUUACAGUCACCAACAUCCACUAACACCAGUAGUGCUGUACUAGAGGGCAUGUUUGUUGGAGUUUUGACGUCUCAGCUGUGGACGAUUGUUAUAGGAAUGUCAUUAUUUGUGUCUUGGCAAAGCGGCGGAGCAGGCAAAACCUGUGUUAGUGCUGCAGCUUCUGGUGGAGCAGUUUUAGGUGCAAUAAAGUUAGCUCUACCUGUUCUGGGUCCUGGCCCCACCAUAGGAGCUCUGAUGGGGGUGGCAGGGGCAGCAGGUGUGUCUCUUUCCGCAGCAGGGGCAGUAACAAAUCGCUAUGGACAAGCAGUAGGACACUAUGGAUGGGUAGGGUGGGUUGGGGUGACAGUGGGGGCAGCUGUAGGAACUUUUCUGUCCUCAUGUGCCCACAGUGGGCUGUCAGGGAUGUUCAUGGGUCUGUGUGCAGCUACGAUUCCUGCUGGACUGUAUCUUAACCUGCUGCUUUUCCAUUCUCCAUCAUGGUUGUUUAAGGUAUGUUUAUGUAUAAACCUGCUCACACCUGUAAUCCUUAUAUCAUUUACCUACACCGGAUUGUUUUAUAUAGCGUUUAUGAAAUUUCGUGUCGUAUGUGCCUAUCAUCUGGGAAUAACAUGUGCAUCUCUAUUCAUAUGUAUCUUUUUCUGAGAUCAAGUUUUUAUCGGAUGGUUUCCAUAUGUGCCACAACUGCAUGGAAGACAAAACAAACAAAGAGACAAACAUUUGCCUUUGUGGACAUAUUGGGGCUGUUGUUGUGCCAGUGUUUCCAACCUUAGCUGCAUUUUAGAAUAGUACCAGCUCACUAGAACUUACAGGGGUUAAACUGGACUUGAUUGCUCUGUCAAAAUGGGCACAGGUUCAGAUCAGAGAAUUACAGACCUAGUAGGUGGAACUCAACCCUCAGAUACAGUGACAUCUCGUGGCAUUGAAGUGAUUUCUACAAGACACAGCAAGUGGGUCUACACCUUCUGCGGACACGGCAAUGUGGUUUAAGAGACACAGUUUUUAACACGUCCUAAACCUUAAACUGCAGCUGAGCUAAUGACAAAACAACAGCCCCAUCUGCUGGGUGUACAUACUGUACAUAUACUUCAUAUGCAUGUACUUUAUUUUUCCUUUUUUCAGGGCCCAUGGCAACAAAGAUUAAAAUAAAUGUUCUUUUCUUCCUUUGCUCGUGCAAUGACAUAUACAAUUGUGGAAUUAUACACAUACAUUUAUGGAUGUAUGUAAAUGGGAGGAUGGGAAAAAUACUCUUCUAGGGAAAACUUGUGUAAUUGGUGUACGGUGUCCUUCUAUCAGUAUAUUUGUGCUGAUACACAGUUUCGUUGGUUUCAUUGUAGCAUUCACUGUAAUAUUUUAUACAACGUGUAAAUGCAAGAUUAUUAAUUGUACAUAUGUGAGCUGUUUGUUUUCAGUAGGAAAGGCCACUAUGCCACCUUGUGUUAGGCAUAUUUUUGAGCUCUGUAUCAGGAUUAUUAUUGAACUUUUUUCCUGGACUAUUUUUGCACUUGUAGUCUAUAGUCAUCUACACAGCUUUUAUACUGUCUGUGAAGGUUACCCUGCAUGGAGGGGAGAGUCCUCUGCUGUAAUAGAUUUAGUUUAUCUACAAGAGUGGUAUAAACAGCAGACUUCUUACACCUUGUGAUAUUAAAUCUUUCUUUCUUUUUUAAAAAAUUCCAACUCAACACAAAAUUUAGAUAAAAAGCAUAAAGAAACCACGAUAUAGUUCUGUUUAGACAACACAGGACACUUCCUUUUUCUUGGAAUAAAUAAACCAAGAGAUGAAAGCUUAUCUCUGAGCUCCUUUGUGCUUCACGGUCCAUAAAUGUAGGCAUGUUCAGCUCAUAAAAAGGGGUUGUGUCCUUGCAUCCUACACUGAAAGUAAGAAAGAAUGAUUUCAAAGUGCUUCAAGAGUUGAUAUUUGUUUAUGCACCAUUAAUGCUUUUAGUGAGAGACACAUUUACCAGCCUGCUUGAGCAGAGCAAUCAUAUAAGAUCCUUGAACUCACAAUGGACACAGUGGGUUUGGGUUUUUUUUUUUUUUUAAGGAUCAUAAUCA